UAUACCAAUGUGAUUCUAUCAUCUUCUGGUCAACAAUAUGCAAUUUAAAUCUAUUUAAAUUAUAUUACAGUUUGAUGAUAGUCUAAGAUUAAGCUCUUUUAGAGAUUAAACUUAAUUUCAGUUAGUUAAAGCCUAAAAUCAAGGAAGCAAUCUCGUGAUUGUCUCAUGUUUAUAAAGUUGGCCACAAAAGGCAAAAUCAGAACUAAGAGGUGGAGCCAAAAAAUUAAACAAAGCAGAAAACGUAUCUCUCUCCACUGCUAUCUCUAUAUUUUUUUCCUCGAAACUACACAGGUGACUUGUAUCACACGUAAUACCGUCUUCCUUUUUAUUUGGAAUCGUUUGUUAACUACAAAAGUUUAUUAAUGUACCUGAAUACAAGAAACAUAUUUAAAAUAUGAAAAACGUUCAUAUGGUAGUGGUACCAAGUUUAUGGUUGAACUCUCGUCUUCUCUAGCCAUCGGGAAAGACGUCUUAAUCCAUAAACAAACAAAAAUACUCAACCUACGAUCCAAUUUUGUUUAGUAGAACUUAGUAGUUAGUACUAAAGAUUAUUUAUAAGCAUCAUCUAACUAAAAUAUGAUUUCAUCACUAUAAAUUUGUAUAAACCAAUGGUUAUGAGAAAUCUAAUAUCAAAGAGAGAAGGGGCCUUGUCAAAGAAGACAAUUGAUACUUCUACUUCUUAACGUGGGUCCGAAAACGUAACAUCUUUUUUGUCACUUCAUGUCUAGACAAUUGCAUCACUCCAAAUUAAAUCACCAUAACCAUUUUGGAUUCUGAAUAUUUGUUUUGGUCUCUUCUUCUUCUUUUCUCUAUUAAAGGAUCUAGAAACCCCUUCAUAACAAUGAGAAAGAAAGAGAGAGACAUAGAGGCCUCUCCUCAAAACUAUAAAACCUAAAAACUCCCUUUCUUUUUGUGAAACCCUGACCUGAGAAACCAAUCAACAACUCGGAAGAGAUGGAUUUAGAAGAUUGGGAAUUACUCCCCAACGAUCCCUACAAGGAUCUUGAUCAUGAAGAGGGUCGUGAGGCAGCCAUGAAGAUCAUUAGAAACACCCAAAAAAGCUUCGACAUGGAUUACUUCAUCUUCCCAACACAGGAUCCUGUCGGAAAAACAGAGUUCCAUCGGAUGUCAAGCGUGGUCCCCACGAAGCUCCUCCAAGUUCCCAUAACUUGGGAACCCGUGUACACCGUGGAGGACGUAGAUCACAAGAAGAACUUGGAACCGGAUCCGGAACUUUUGACGGACUCUGUUCCGUCGCCGAGAAUAACCUUCAAAACAGCGAAGGAAAACGAAUUUGUCGACAUGAAAAUAGACUUACCACUGAGGUUCACAAGUCCUCUGCCUCAGAACGAUGAGAAACAAUCUCUCUCAGGAGUGUUAGCAAAAGAGUACUAUGAUGAGAUGGGAACAAAGGUUGAAGAAGGCGGUGACGUGAGGAGCAAGAAAGGGGUUGAUUGGGAUGAAAAGAAGAACAUAUCUGGUGAAAAAAUGAAUCUGUGGAAGAUGAGUCUUAAUGGAAUUGGAGCUAUAUGUUCCUUUGGUGUUGCUGCUGCUGUUACCACCUUUUGUGUGUUCUUCCUUGGACAAAGCAAUAGCAUCCGAGGUUGUCGGAACAAGAAUAAGGUCCUCAGGUUCCGGAUUCACACUGAUGAUAAUAAGCGAAUAAACGAAGUAGUGAAGCAUGCAACAAAGAUAAAUGAAGCAAUCUCUGUGAUGAAAGGUCUUCCGGUGGCAAGAGCUCAGAUAUCUUUUGGAGGAUACUAUGAUGGACCCAUAUCCGUUUAGGGUAAUAAAUUAUAAAUUGAUCAGAACCAACGGGCUCUCUCUAUAUAGCAUGUAUAAUAUGAAUUUAGGAAAUUCAGUAAAUGAUGUUUUAUAAAUUCUACAUUAUUUUUUCUGAAUGCAUAAUAGUCAUAGUUUAUAUGAACGAUGAUAUGUACUUUUCACUUAAGGUUAAGUGUGUAAGAUAAUCUGAUGAUUUGUAUUUUUGAUU
Brassica rapa (field mustard) is the source of this 1993-nucleotide messenger RNA. RefSeq lists its product as uncharacterized. Lineage: Eukaryota; Viridiplantae; Streptophyta; Magnoliopsida; Brassicales; Brassicaceae. The record is from RefSeq and is a predicted model, not a curated record.